Oncorhynchus mykiss (rainbow trout) is the source of this 2041-nucleotide messenger RNA. Its product is annotated as proteinase-activated receptor 3. Gene Ontology annotation, biological process: positive regulation of Rho protein signal transduction; thrombin-activated receptor signaling pathway; blood coagulation. The record is from RefSeq and is a predicted model, not a curated record. Gene Ontology annotation, cellular component: plasma membrane. Gene Ontology annotation, molecular function: thrombin-activated receptor activity. NCBI's taxonomy places the organism in Eukaryota, Metazoa, Chordata, Actinopteri, Salmoniformes, Salmonidae.
UUGAACAGUGAAUUCCCCACUGACCAAACAGUAUAUAAAUACCUUUAGGACGUGCAUAAGAUAAGCAAGAACUCAUACAAGCACAAACAUAACAUACAGACCAAAGCUAAAUAGGAACUUGUUACCAUACUUUCUAACUUGAAAAUUGUAGUUCCGAUCACAUGGAAUUAAAAUGUGUGUGACUCAUGGGGAAUACUGAAGGUCAAAGCAGGUUCAUGGAAACUGUUCCAGGAAGCUUGGGUUUUGAAAUCAUCCUACUGUAUGUUUGAUGUUACCCAAGCUGAUAAUCUUGUUACUUAGUUUAACCGGAGUUAAUCUUUUUACUCUAACAUUAGUAAUUUUGCAUUAGACAAGCCAUAUUUUCAGUCACAGAAAACUGAAAGACUUGAGAAACCUGCUCACACACACAAAAAAAAAAAAAACUAUUUGAGGAAUGACAAACAGUAAACUAUUAGGACCGUCUCCUCCCACUCGGCUGAAUCAGUAGAUAGUGUCUGACGCAGAGCAGGAAUUCAGUUUCAAGCCUGGACAGGAAACACACACACAGUAUACACACACCCUAUGCACACAGCCUCACGGUCCACUGCUCACACCAGUGUAGAAUGGACUUCCAGUACAGUAGCCUGCUUGAUCAUGUGAACCAGCUAUCUGGAUGGCUAGUUGAUUCUGCUAGUUAAUCCUGAUAAUGAACAACUAGCCUAUAGCAAGUCAAUAGAAACACUAGUGGACUUUGAGUUAUACAGGGAUAAUAAUAACAACAAUGUGGCGGAGACAGGAGAAAGACCGGACCAAUACACUGGCUGGGAUUCUCUUCUGUCUGACGGUAGGACUGUCUCUCCAGGACAAUGAGGAGAAAGUCAACAAGACAAAAACAACCGCCUUAGCUGUGUUGGACCCAAGGACGUUCAAUGGCAGGAGAGUUCAGACCAACUGUACGGCUGAGGCUGGGCCCCCCAGCUUGAUCCACCUGUCCCCUGGGGCCCCUGGGCUGGAUGUGAGGCUGGAGGACCCUGCAGUAGCCUACACCACGGGGCUCCUCAGCACCCGGCUCAUCCCCUCAGCCUACCUCCUGGCCAUGGCAGUGGGCAUCCCCUCCAACGCUUAUAUCCUGGCCUUCCUGAGGCUCCGGGCCAGGUCUUUCUCCACGGCUGUCCUCUACCUUAGCCUGGCCCUCUCUGACCUACUCCUCCUGCUCUCCCUGGCCCUCCGAGUCCACUACCACCUAAACGGAAACAACUGGGUGUUCGGCGAAGCUGCCUGCCGUGUCGUCACCGCUUGUUUCUAUGGCAAUGUCUACUGCUCUGCCCACACCAUCGCUUGUGUCAGCCUCAAGCGCUACCUGGCCGUGGUGAGGCCCUUCCUGUACAGGCGGCUGCCCAAGACGGCCUGGGCGCUGGGGGCAAGCCUGGGGGUGUGGGGCCUGUUUGGGGUGGCUGUGAUGCCUGAGCUCCUGGUGAGACAGAGCUUCCUGCUGCCUCGUCUGGGAUUCACCACCUGCCAUGACAUACUGCCCCUGGAGGACUCCCCCCACGCACUGCUGGUGCCCUACAGGUUGGCACUGGUCUGUUUAGGGUUACUCGUGCCCUUUGUGGUCUGUGCCUGGACCCAUGUGGCGGUGGUGCAGCAUCUGGGUCGCUCGGGCCUUGACUGGACACCCUUCAUCAGGGUCAGUACACUGGUCUUCCUCAUCUUCACUGUGUGUUUCGCUCCCAGCGGCGUCCUCCAUAUCGCCCAUUACGUGAGGCUGUCCACCAGUGGAGAGGACGGGCUGUAUGUGUACUCCAGCGCUACAGUGUGUCUGUGCUGCUUCCACAGCUGUCUGGACCCCUUCCUGUGUAUUCUCAUGUCCAGGACAACCGCCUCCAAACUGCGCUUCGCCUCUCUCAGGAGGACACAGCAGACACCUGUUCUGGUGUAGAGACUGUGUGUAUGUGCCCACUGUAUUUAAAAAAUAUAUAUUUCAGCUUUAUUUAACCAGGUAAGCUAGUUGAGAACAAGUUCUCAUUUACAACUGCGACCUGGCCAAGAUAAAGCAAAGCAG